Molecule: messenger RNA, 2130 nt
Organism: Gadus morhua (Atlantic cod)
Lineage: Eukaryota; Metazoa; Chordata; Actinopteri; Gadiformes; Gadidae
Product: claudin domain-containing protein 1
Exons: 5
Coding region: 272-1027 (251 amino acids)
Cellular component (GO): membrane
Source: RefSeq, a predicted model, not a curated record
CUAUCUAUCCCUCCAGUAGGGGUAGCCCUGAGCACGCCCUCCUCACUGCCGCGCUCUGAUUGCGCCACAGAAGAAGAAAAGCACAGGCUAAUAAACACAGGUUACAAACUAUGCUGGUUUGUCGGUGGAUCGAUGCUAGAGGACAUUAAAGACACAAGAUUGCUGUUUCUAAUAUGCUGAUUCGAAUGUGCUAUUGAAGGACGUAUAUUGUCCUUCUACCCUGUUAAACUAUCAGUUCAUUCUUAUUAUUAGUAAUUAUAUCAGUGAAAGCAUGGUUGAUAACCGGUACGCCACAGCCCUGGUCAUCGGCUCCGUGUUGAGCCUUUUGGCCACGGUGUACCUCUCUGUGGCCGUGGGAACGCAACACUGGUAUCAGUACCGCAUCCGACCUGCCCCCUCGAACAAUGCAGCCAAUACCUCAGAACUGGUCAAGGACUUCAUCAAUGGGGACUUCAACGAGAAGAACUACAGUGAAACUAUGUUUCGACUGAAUGGAACUCUAGGUCUGUGGUGGAGGUGCAUCAUGGUGCCCAGUGAGACACACUGGUAUAAAGAACCAAAUCCUAAAAUGGCGAGUCAGUGUGUGAGUUUCACUCUUCCCCAGCAGUUUGCUUCAAAGUACAGAGAACCUGGGAACGAGACCAGUGGGGAGGAUCUGUUCAGGACCUACAUGUGGAGGGGCCAGUUCCUGCUGCCCCUGGUGUCUGUUGCACUGGUGUUCCUGAGCGGCCUGGUGGGUGUGUGUGCCUGCCUCUGCCGCAGCAUCACCCCAACUCUGGGUGUAGGAGUUCUCCAUCUUCUGGCAGGUCUGUGUUCGCUGGGCACGGUGUGCUGUUUCCUCGUGGGCGUGGACCUCCUGCCCCACAACGCGUCACCGUCUGAGGCUGCGGAGGGCGCGCUGGGCUGGUCUCUGUACCUGGCACUCAUCUCCGCCCCACUGCAGAUGAUGGCGGCCGCUCUCUUCUUGUGGGCCGCGCGCAGCCACCGCAAAAGCUACACCCGCAUGACGGCGUACCGCGUGGCCUAGGGACGAGCUCCGCCAGCUCUACCGCCGGUAGGCAGGGAAACCACACGUUAACCCAAGUCUGUGGGUUAACGUGGGUUUUCCCGAUAAUCUUCAGGGUAAAAAGAAAAUGGUAAUCACUUUGGAUGAAGGCGCAAAAAAAUGCUUUCAAUCCACUCCCGUGUAAUCAAUGAGCGUUGGUUGGAGAGCGCGACAUUGUGACCCCAGCCCUAAAAAAAAAAAAAGCAUGUGUGUGCUCUUCGCAGGCCCAUGUCAUUGAUUGACAUGGGACUAGAUUCAAAGCGUUUUUUUGUGGAGCAGAUUUAUUUUGUCUGCUAUUUCACACAUCUUUUUUUUUUUAACUGUUCAGCCUUCAACCAAACUCCUAAUUCAGCAUUCUGAUCGUUGCACCCUAGAAGUCUAUAGCCAAUGAUCUUACUUCUUGGUGGCCACAGAGAUAGUUAGAUAAUCAUCACACACGCGGAUGAGUUACUGAAACACAGAUGCUUCCAGUGUCAAAGCACAAGUGUUGCUUGUUUUUUGUUUCGCUAACAUCAUAACCCAUUCCUUUCCCGAAGCACAUACUAAAAAAUACUUCACUUUGAUCGUGCAAUUUUAUUUUUAUAGCUGUCUGCCAUUUGUAAAAAGGAGUUUUAUUUCUGUUGCCUUUGUUGGCGUUGCUGUUGCUAGCAUUCACCACAUUGACCUUUGUUUCGUAGAAGAACAUUUGUAUCAACUAUUUAACCUCUCUUAAGUGACAUGCUGCUGCUUAUUUGCAUGAUUUUAGUUUUGAUUAGUUGAUAAUCCCUGAUUUCAGCUGCUGUCACCAUGCAUGCCAUUACUUUGCCUUUAAUCUUGUAACCUCAUUUGUGUCCUUUUUGGAGUGUCUUCACUGAAAUAUUAUAAAUAUAUAAUUUCUUGCCCCCAUUGUCCAUAUUUACAGAUGUUUAUGUUGAUGUUAAAUGGAUACAUUUGUGAGCUAAAGUGACUUAUUAAAAUCUGGUACUUGUCUUAGAAACCAUAGGCUUCAAUGCAGCUUCAACCUCAGUCCUCUGUAUUUUGUACGUUUUUAACAGAUAAUAAUUGAGUGUUGAUAGCGCAUUAAAUAAAAGGAAAAAAUAUUAAUC